UUAGUUCUAACAUUUUUUUCUGCAGACGCUCCAAACCCUAACCCUAAUUCGCCGCAAGAACUCAGCUUUUCCGGCAGUUUCCAACUGUAAAGUAGCAAGAUGGGAGAUACAAAGGAAAACGAAGCUUACGAGGAAGAACUUCUCGACUACGAAGAAGAUGAUGAGAAGGCCCCAGAUUCCGUUAAUGGAAAAGUAAACGGCGAGUCUGCCAAGAAGGGUUAUGUUGGAAUUCACAGUUCUGGAUUCAGAGACUUUCUUUUAAAGCCAGAGCUACUGCGGGCUAUUGUGGAUUCAGGGUUUGAGCAUCCCUCUGAAGUGCAACAUGAGUGUAUUCCACAAGCUAUUCUGGGUAUGGAUGUUAUUUGUCAAGCCAAAUCUGGAAUGGGCAAAACUGCUGUUUUUGUUCUUUCGACUCUGCAGCAGAUUGAACCUGUUCCUGGUCAGGUUGCUGCUUUGGUCUUAUGUCAUACAAGGGAAUUAGCUUAUCAGAUCUGUCAUGAAUUUGAGAGGUUCAGCACUUAUUUGCCUGAUAUCAAGGUUGCUGUCUUCUAUGGUGGUGUCAAUAUCAAACUUCACAAGGAGCUUCUGAAGAAUGAAUGUCCUCAUGUUGUUGUUGGAACUCCUGGAAGAGUACUUGCAUUGGCUAGAGAGAAAGACCUAUCUCUGAAGAAUGUGAGGCAUUUUAUUCUGGAUGAAUGUGACAAGAUGCUUGAUUCACUUGACAUGAGGAGAGAUGUGCAGGCAAUCUUCAAGAUGACUCCCCAUGACAAGCAAGUAAUGAUGUUUUCAGCAACACUCAGCAAGGAUAUCCGUCCAGUCUGCAAAAAAUUUAUGCAAGAUCCAAUGGAGAUUUAUGUUGACGAUGAGGCAAAGUUGACCCUUCAUGGACUUGUACAGCAUUACAUCAAAUUGAGUGAAACGGAGAAAAACCGGAAGCUAAAUGAUCUGCUGGAUGCCUUGGACUUCAAUCAAGUAGUUAUAUUUGUCAAGAGUGUGAACAGAGCAGCAGAGCUGAAUAAAUUACUAGCGGAGUGUAAUUUUCCAUCUAUCUGCAUCCACUCUGGCAUGACUCAGGAAGAAAGAUUGACUCGCUACAAAUCUUUCAAGGAGGGUCAUAAGAGAAUUCUUGUGGCAACUGAUUUGGUUGGUAGGGGCAUUGACAUUGAAAGGGUCAACAUUGUUAUUAACUAUGACAUGCCAGAUUCUGCAGACACUUACCUUCACAGAGUGGGUAGGGCUGGUAGGUUUGGAACGAAAGGCCUUGCCAUUACAUUUGUGUCCUCUGCAUCAGAUUCUGAAGUUCUUAAUCAGGUUCAGGAAAGGUUUGAAGUAGACAUAAAAGAGCUUCCUGAGCAGAUUGAUACUUCUACAUACAUGCCAUCUUAGUGAGAUGAGAGUGCCCUGGCAGAUAUUGAAGUCAUUUUGCCUGAAGAUGGGGGGAACUGACAGAUGUUUGCUUUUGUUUAUCGCCUAUCUUUGCCUUUUGGACCUUCUAAUUUGAAGGAAUGGUGGCCUCCUACUAUAUGCUUUGACACUGCUGGACUGCUGUACCCUAGUUGAACCAUGCUGUUUCUCGUCAGUUAAGAGGAACAUGACAAAUGUCUGAGUGUUAUCUUGUUAAGCUCUAUAAUUUAUACUUCCCAAUGAUUUAUUAUGCCUAGUUUUUUAAUCAUAUUCUUGUUAGCUGUU
This is a messenger RNA of Solanum stenotomum, 1689 nucleotides long. Its product is annotated as DEAD-box ATP-dependent RNA helicase 15-like. Lineage: Eukaryota; Viridiplantae; Streptophyta; Magnoliopsida; Solanales; Solanaceae. The coding region runs from base 100 to 1386 and encodes 428 amino acids. Gene Ontology annotation, molecular function: RNA binding; ATP binding; RNA helicase activity. The record is from RefSeq and is a predicted model, not a curated record. The transcript is spliced from 12 exons.